AUGUUCGUUUCAUAAUAAAAAUGUUGCCAGGUAACCAAAAAGUCGUAUGAUUUUUUGCGAAUUACGAUCAUAAUCUUUACGAUCGUACAUUAAAAAAUAGACAAAUAAUAGUAUGAGUACGAUUUAAAUCGUAUAUCUGUCAACCCUGCUAGCAAGACAGCGACAAAAUCACGUUGCAUAACAAUGUAGCCCAAGCUUAUAUCUUAUGAAAUAUACGGAAGAGAUACGGACUUAGAAAAAACAGAAAUGUUGUUCUUUGUGGAAGUCAUUGAUGAAAUUCUAUGUAUUUUAGCCCGCAAACUUUCUUCAAACAAAAACAGCGCCAUCUAGUAUCGAGUUCUGUAAUUAUCUCUUUGUUUAUGGAUUUGAAGUAAGACCGCCACGCAUGCAAUACAUUAUGACUGGGGAUUCCCCUAUUCGUCGACGCUGAAUAUGAGGCGACGACAAUCACUGUCAAACGUGUUCACUAUUACUCUGACUCUGGUAACGUGACUUCCUGGUAACGUGUUAGGUAGGAAAAGCAGUAAAAAAGUGCAUAUUAAGGGAGCAGAUUUGAAAUAAUAUUUAUACUUAACAAGAAAUAAUUAAAGGUUCAAUGGGGAGACCUAAAGAUUUACGCAUAUGGGAGCACUACCGUACUUUACCAAACAAGUCUGUUUCUUGCAAGCUUUGUAAUAAGGUCUACAAAUUCAGUAAUGCUGCCAAAAUGCUUCAACAUCUUAUCACUUGUCCAAAAUCUCCAGAAACAUUAAAAGACUCUAUGAAACUUAUAAAAGAUAGCUCGUCCAAAACCAAAAUGUCUGGACUGUCAGAGAUAGAGACAAAUGAUUCUUUUAUAAGCCCCUCGUCGUCUGCUAACACUACAAUAAAUGCUGAGUUUCAAGACACCGAUGAUCAUAUAAAAACAGAAUUAGCGAGAGCUAUAUUUGUAACAGGGACGCCAUUAUCGAUGGUGCAACAUCCUUUAUGGAUACAAUUUUUCGAAAAAUUGCAACCAAAAUUUAAAAUACCUUCACGUAAAGCUUUAGCGACAAAAUACUUAGAUAAAAUAUAUAGAGAAAUGCGUUUUGAGUUAAAUGAGGAACUAAAUGCUUGUAGUUACUUACACCUUCAGUGCGAUGGCUGGUCUAAUUUAAGAAAUGAAGGAAUAAUAAACUUUCUUAUAUCAAAACCUCAACCUGCAUACGUUAAAAGUUUGAAUACAGAAAGUAAUCCUCACACUAGUGAAUACCUUAGCCAAGAAGUUGAAAAAGUAAUGAAAGUGUAUGGAGCAAAUAAGUUUCUUGUACUUAUUGGCGAUAACGCUAGAAAUAUACAAAAGGCAAAUUAACAAAACUCAAAUAUCCACAUGUUGUUCCUCUCGGUUGCUGUGCACAUAUCCUUAACUUGUUGUGCCAAGAUAUUGUAAAGAUACAAGAAGUAACUGUGUUUAUUAUGCAAGCCAUAAAUAUAAUAAAAACUGUUAAAAGGAGUCAACGAUUAAGUUCCUUGUUGAUAAAAUCAAGGCAGGGUGAAGAUUCUACACAAACACUAAAAUUGCCUUGUGCUACAAGAUGGGGAAGUCAUGUUACUUCGUUAAAAAGUUUGAAAGCAAAUAAGAUAGCUUUGCAAAUAUUAACAGUUAGAGAAGAUGUGGUAAUUUCAAGAGAUAUUAAAGAUUUAAUUCUAAGUGAUGAUUUCUGGACGAAGACAGGGGAAUGUAUAAGUAUUUUGGAACCAGUCACUGAAAGCAUAUUUUACUUAGAGAGCGACCAGAAUCGUUUGCAUCGCACAUACAUUACAUUUAGAGAUGUACAAGCUAAGAUACGUUUUGCAUUAAAUGAGAUUUCGACAUUGAGCGAAGAAAGCAAAUAGCAGAUUCUAACAUCAGUAUCUUAUGCAAUAUGGCAAUGAGGCCAAUACAUUUUGCAGCAUAUAUUCUAGAUUAUAUCUAGGAGUCGAACUUACUCAAGAGGAAGAACUUAAGGGUAUGGAGUUUAUCUACAAUUUAAGCCAACACUUAAGUUUGUCAAAUGUAAUGGCAGAUUUGGCGUGUUAUAAAGCUAAAGAAAACUUUUGGGCCAGAGGAUUUGUAUGGAGCUCAUUAGAUAGCAUUGAGCCCCUAAUAUGGUGGAAAGGUAUUUGUGGUUCCACUGAGUUAAGCAAAGUAGCGAUUCGUAUUCUAUCAGCUCCCUGUACUUCGGCAGCCACUGAGCGUUCCUUUAGUAUCCAAGGCUACAUACAUAAUAACAAAAGAAAUCGACUUACAACUGAAAGAACUGAAAAAAUUUCAUUCAUUUGUUAUAACUGGAAUCUUAAACAUAAAGCUGAAUGCGAGGACAUUCAGUUUAAUGAAGAAAAUACCUUAGAAGCUUUCAUUGAGCAAGUAAAUGAACAUAACAGUUUAGACGAAAUAGAGCCUAUCGAACCUAUACAAUUCAUCGCUUGUAAUAACUCUGAAUCUGACAGUGAUUGACUGUAGUUUUACAUUUUACUUUCAUCUCUUUCUUAAUAAACUCAAAAUCAAAUUAAAAGUUUUUUAUUCUGUAGGCUGCAUAAUAAUAUUGUCUAUGUCCAGU
This is a messenger RNA of Galleria mellonella (greater wax moth), 2558 nucleotides long. RefSeq lists its product as uncharacterized. NCBI's taxonomy places the organism in Eukaryota, Metazoa, Arthropoda, Insecta, Lepidoptera, Pyralidae. The transcript is spliced from 2 exons. The record is from RefSeq and is a predicted model, not a curated record. Gene Ontology annotation, molecular function: DNA binding. The coding region runs from base 596 to 1330 and encodes 244 amino acids.